GACCCCCGGCGCCGGUCUCACAUCCCAGCCGGCUGAGAUGGAGGCUAACGCGGCAGGCAGCAGCACCGGGGGCGGCGGCAUCGGUGGCGGCAUUGGGGGCGAGGACGGGGUGCACUUCCAGAGCUAUCCCUUCGACUUCCUGGAGUUCCUCAACCACCAGCGCUUCGAGCCCAUGGAGCUGUAUGGGGAGCAUGCCAAAGCGGUGGCGGCCCUGCCCUGCACCCCCGGGCCCCCUCCGCAGCCUCCUCCGCAGCCCCCGCCGCCCCAGUACGACUACCCACCCCAGGCCACCUUCAAGCCCAAGGCCGAGACGCCUUCAUCCUCAUCGUCCUCCUCCUCUUCGUCCUCUUCGUCCUCGUCGUCGUCCUCCCAAGCCAAGAAGCCUGACCCGCCCUUGCCUCCCGCCUUCGGGGCACCCCCGCCGCCCCUUUUUGAUGCUGCCUUCCCCGCCCCCCAGUGGGGCAUCGUGGACCUCUCAGGACACCAACACCUGUUUGGGAACCUGAAACGUGGAGGGCCCGCAUCCGGACCCGGGGUGACGCCAGGGCUGGCCACUGCAGCUGGGACACCUGGGCCGCUCCCUGCCCCUUCGCAGACCCCGCCGGGCCCCGUUGCAGGGGCGGCCUGCGACCCCACCAAGGACGACAAGGGCUACUUCCGGAGGCUGAAGUACCUGAUGGAGCGGCGCUUCCCGUGCGGUGUGUGCCAGAAGUCCUUCAAGCAGUCCUCGCACCUGGUCCAGCACAUGCUGGUGCACUCCGGGGAGAGGCCUUAUGAGUGUGGCGUCUGUGGCCGUACCUACAACCACGUCUCCAGCCUCAUCCGCCACCGCCGCUGCCACAAGGACGCUCAGCCCGCCGCCGGGGUCCCACCGCAACCAGGUGCGACCCUUCCACCAUUGGGCCUGCCUGCUCCCCCUGCCGCUGCAGGCGCCCCCACGCCAGUCCCUGCGGGCCCUCCGUCCACAGUCACCGCCCCCGCCGCCUCUGUGGAAGGAAACGCAGCCCCAGGCGCAGCGGCAAGUGUAGGGGCGCCCCCUCCGGCUGCGGGUAGCGGUGAGGGCCCCUUCGCCUGUCCGCUCUGCUGGAAGGUCUUCAAGAAGCCCAGCCAUCUGCACCAGCAUCAGAUAAUCCACACAGGAGAGAAGCCCUUCUCGUGCUCCGUGUGCAGCAAGAGCUUCAACCGCAGGGAGAGCCUUAAGCGCCAUGUGAAGACCCACUCGGCCGACCUGCUGCGCCUGCCCUGCGGCGUCUGUGGCAAGGCCUUUCGCGACGCUGCCUACCUACUCAAGCACCAGGCGGCGCACGCGGGCGCUGCGGGACCCCGGCCCGUGUACCCCUGCGACCUGUGUGGCAAGUCCUACUCGGCACCGCAGAGCCUGCUCCGCCACAAGGCGGCACACGCACCGCCCGCCACCCCUGAUGCGCCCAAGGAUGCAGCGGCUGCCGUUUCGCAGCCCGCGCCCACCUUUCCCCCGGGCCCCUACCUGCUGCCACCCGACACCCCUGCCACCGACAGUGAGAAGGCGGCGGCGGCUGCAGCAGCCGUGGUUUACGGGGCCAUGCCCGUGCCGCUUCUAGGUGCGCACCCUCUGCUGCUCGGGGCAGGGACCAGCGGGGCAGGUGGUACAGGCGCCAGCGGCCCUGGAAAGACUUUCUGCUGCGGAAUCUGUGGGCGUGGCUUCGGGCGCCGCGAGACCCUGAAGCGCCACGAGCGUAUCCACACGGGCGAGAAGCCACACCAGUGUCCCGUGUGUGGAAAGCGCUUCCGCGAAUCCUUCCACCUGAGCAAGCACCACGUGGUACACACCCGCGAGCGCCCCUACAAGUGUGAGCUCUGUGGCAAGGUCUUCGGCUACCCGCAAAGUCUGACGCGCCACCGCCAAGUGCACCGGCUGCAGCUGCCCUGUGCCCUGGCCGGGGCCGCGGGCCUCCCCACCACCCAGGGCGCGCCCGGGGCCUGCGGCCCAGGCUCCUCGGCCACGGCCACGGGGGCCGCCGAGGGCCUGAGCUAUGCCUGCUCGGACUGCGGUGAGCACUUCCCAGAUCUCUUCCAUGUCAUGAGCCACAAAGAGGCCCACAUGACGGAGAAGCCCUACGGUUGUGAUGCCUGUGGCAAGACCUUCGGCUUCAUUGAGAACCUCAUGUGGCACAAGCUGGUGCACCAGGCCGCCCCCGAGCGCCUGCUCCCGCCCACAACCAGUGGCCAGCAGCCCGCGGAUGGCUCUGGUGGCGCCGAGGCAGCCAACGUGCUGGACAACGGGCUGGCAGGGGAAGUGGGGGCGGCCGUGGCGGCGCUGGCAGGGGUGUCUGGGGGCGAUGACGCCGGCAGCGCGGGGGGCACUGGGGGCAGUGGGGGCGCCAGCUCAGGCCCUGAACGCUUCAGCUGUGCCACUUGCGGCCAGAGCUUCAAGCACUUCCUGGGCCUGGUCACUCACAAGUACGUGCACCUGGUGCGGCGGACCCUGGGCUGCGGCCUUUGUGGCCAGAGCUUCGCUGGUGCCUAUGACCUGCUCCUGCACCGGCGCAGCCACCGGCAGAAGCGGGGCUUCCGCUGCCCGGUGUGCGGCAAGCGCUUCUGGGAGGCAGCUCUGCUGAUGCGCCACCAACGCUGCCACACGGAGCAGCGGCCCUACCGGUGUGGCGUGUGCGGCCGAGGCUUCCUGCGCUCCUGGUACUUGCGACAGCACCGCGUGGUGCACACGGGUGAGCGAGCCUUUAAGUGUGGCGUGUGCGCCAAGCGGUUUGCCCAGUCAUCCAGCCUGGCAGAGCACCGGCGGCUACACGCCGUGGCCCGGCCCCAGCGCUGCGGGGCCUGCGGCAAGACCUUCCGCUACCGCUCCAACCUGCUGGAGCACCAGCGGCUGCACCUGGGUGAGCGCGCGUACCGAUGCGAGCACUGCGGUAAGGGCUUCUUCUACCUGAGCUCUGUGCUGCGCCACCAACGUGCCCACGAGCCGCCGCGGCCUGAGCUCCGUUGCCCCGCCUGCCUCAAGGCCUUCAAGGAUCCUGGCUACUUCCGCAAGCACCUGGCGGCCCACCAGGGCGGCCGGCCCUUCCGCUGCUCCUCCUGCGGGGAGGGUUUCGCCAACACCUACGGCCUCAAGAAACACCGCCUGGCGCACAAGGCGGAGGGCCUUGGGGGGCCUGGAGCAGGGGCCGGCACCUUGGCCGGGAAGGAGGCCUGACCAGGUGGGCUUCUCAUUCGCCACUCCAUUCAGAUGACCCCUUCCAGACUCGCCCCUCCCCGGCCGCAGGUCAGACUGCCCGCUCCCCACUGUUUCCCCCUCCAUCUUUCAGAAAUUCAGACAGACUAGCCUCCUUCCAGGCCAGUUUGAUGUACAAACUGAAGGCUGAAUCACUCCCGACCAGGACCUCUCUGGCCCUCCUCUAAUCCCAUCUGACACUGAACUUGAUCCUCCCUACAGCCCCGUUUUGUAACCCCAUCAGCCCCCCUGCUCCAGCAGCAUUCUGUCCCCCACAAGCCUCGGUGGAGGUGGGUAUGAACUGCCCUUCCCCUUCCUUGGGUUCCAGCUGGACUGUGGGAUAUGAGCGGAAUUGGGAGGGCACAAAGGGGCCUGGGUGCUCUUUUG
Molecule: messenger RNA, 3592 nt
Organism: Molossus molossus (Pallas's mastiff bat)
Lineage: Eukaryota; Metazoa; Chordata; Mammalia; Chiroptera; Molossidae
Gene: ZNF865
Product: zinc finger protein 865
Exons: 2
Coding region: 38-3187 (1049 amino acids)
Biological process (GO): regulation of transcription by RNA polymerase II
Molecular function (GO): RNA polymerase II cis-regulatory region sequence-specific DNA binding; DNA-binding transcription factor activity
Source: RefSeq, a predicted model, not a curated record